AGGAGGCGGUGCUCGCCUGCCCGCCCGCCCGCCGCCGCCUCCGGACUUGCAUCCCUCCCGGCGGGGCGCGCGGUCCUGCGUGGCGGGUUGCGCUCGGGCCGGCGGCUGCGGGCUGGCGCGGGGGACGGGCCGGCGCAAGGGCCGAGUUUCGGCAAAGUUUGACCCGGUUGCCUUUCCGAUGCCGCAGCAGAGCGGGGCGGCGUGGGGCGCGCAGGGCUUCUGCGGCGCGGCGCGGGGUUGAGCGGCGACAGCGCGCUCACCAUGAUCGUAAAAUAAAGGAGGCGCGCGGGGUCGGGGCGAGAGAGCCCCGAGCCUCAGCCUCCGCCCCCGGCCUCCCCCAGCAACCCCAAGCCGCCGUGACCCCAGUAGAGACAGAGCCCAGGGACACUGUCCAGGGGAGAGUCGGGGCGUCCGGAGGGCGCGGCCGGGCACACGGAGCAGCCCCGGGGCAGGUUCUCUUCGCGCACAGCCCGGGAGCCCCGUACGGCGGCGGCGGGCGGCGACAGCGACCGCGGCGAGGGGCACGCAGCGCGCCCGCGUGGGGGCGUCUGACCCUAGCCUGCCAGUGGGACCUCAGCCGCGCGGACAGAAACUGCGCUCCUGCCGAUUGGGCGCCACCGGGCGGGCGCGGGUGCCCGGGCAGCGCGUGCGGAAGGCGGAGGGGAGGAAGCCGGGCGCCUGCGGGGAGGGUGGCGGCGCGACCCGCCGCAGGGACUGAGCGCCUUUCGCCGCUGCUUUCCCGGACUUUGGCGAGCGACCCAAGCGGCCGUCUCCGAGACUGAGACACGGAACACCAUGCUGGUCCAUUAAACUCCAAACUUUUCUUUUUUUAACGCAAAGAAUAUUGGUGAUUUUUGUGCAUUGCUAAAAGAAGAGAGACAGAGAGAGGGGGAGCCCAGGCGCUUGAGAUGCCGCGAAAUCCUUAUUUAUAAACAGGCCCGCAGUCGUGCGAGCUUUUCUCUAUCCUAUGGAUAUCCGCCCUGACCCCUGAGAUCGGAUCGCCCCGUCCCUCCGCACUGGGUCGCGCGGCCUCCACCCUUUCAAUGCCCGGUUUCUGCUGGGACUCCUGGCCUUCCCUGGAGAUCCGGGCGGUGCUGUGUGCCAUGGGCUGCAUCCACAGCAUUGGGGGCAAAGCCAGAGUCUUCCAAGAAGGGAUCACGGUGAUCGACGUGAAAGCCUCCAUCGACCCGGUGCCCACCAGCAUCGAUGAGUCCUCCAGCGUGGUGCUCCGCUACCGGACGCCCCACUUCCGGGCCUCGGCCCAGGUGAUCAUGCCGCCCAUCCCCAAGAAGGAGACCUGGAUCGUGGGCUGGAUCCAAGCCUGCAGCCACAUGGAGUUCUACAACCAGUAUGGGGAGCAGGGCAUGUCCAGCUGGGAGCUUCCCGACCUGCAGGAGGGCAAGAUCGAGGCGAUCAGCGACUCGGACGGGGUGAAUUACCCCUGGUACGGCAACACCACUGAGACCUGCACCAUCGUAGGCCCCACCAAGAGGGACUCCAGGUUUAUCAUCAGCAUGAACGACAACUUCUACCCCAGCGUCACGUGGGCCGUGCCCGUGAGCGAGAGCAACGUGGCCAAGCUGACCAACAUCUACCGGGACCAGAGCUUCACCACAUGGCUGGUGGCCACCAACACGUCCACCAACGACAUGAUCAUCCUGCAGACGCUGCACUGGCGCAUGCAGCUCAGCAUCGACGUGAACCCCACGCGGCCUCUGGGCCAGCGCGCACGGCUGCGGGAGCCCACGGCGCAGGCCCAGCCCAAGAUCCUGAGCAAGAAUGAGCCCAUCCCGCCCAGCGCGCUAGUCAAGCCCAACGCCAAUGACGCGCAGGUCCUCAUGUGGCGGCCCAAGUACGGGCCCCCGCUGGUGGUCAUCCCGCCCAAGCACCGGUGACGGUGCCACGCGGGCCACCCGCUGGGUGGAACUCCAAUGACAGUGACCCAGCUCCGAUUGGGAUGGCCCGAGGCUGUUCUGCAAAAUACAACCAUUCUACCUUCUCCUCCGCGGGCGACCUCACUGUGCUACUGUCCCCUGUGCACCCCCACGGCCGCCGCUUCGCCCCUGCUUCCUUGCGGGGCGGGGUGGGGUGGGGGGCACUACGGUCCCCUCCUCACCGUCCUGUCUCCCACUUGUGGGCGACUCCCCGAAACACGGCUUUCUCUUUUCAGUUCCUCCUGGCGGGGCUCAGGGCGGCCAUAGAGGGGACCUGCCGCGGCCACCAUGCCUUUGGUGUGUUGGUGGUCGUCCUCCAUCCCUCAUCCUCUGCCACGCGGCCUUACGUAGACUUGCUUUGCCAAACUUUUGCCUUAAGCUGAAUUUAAAGGGAAAAAAAAGGACUUAGAGAAAGUGCAGAACCCUGUCCCCACUAGCCCCUAUCUUUGGCCAGGGCUGGGGGGCACCCCUCUCCCCCCCGGGCAUCCGGGAGAGCAGGGUCUAAAACCAGCCAUUUGUUUGCUGUUUUGCUUUGGCAGAGACAAAGCCACAGGCAGAUUUCACCUUGCCGCCCCUCCCCCUCCCUGGACUGGGGGCAGGGCAGGGUCUGUGCUGGCUUCUCUCACUCCAUCCCUCCUGCAGCCUUAAGUGGCCUGGGGUGGCUCGAGGGGCAGUGGGGGACCCCGUGGCCGGUCAGUGGUGCCCCUCUGUCCCCAGCCCUACCCCCGAGCCCGUCCUCUACGGGUGGCUUUUCCUUUUCCAUCCAUGCUGAUCCUGGGGGCUCAGGGCCACCCCGGUCCCCACUGCCCAGCAUGAGCCUCCGAGGUGGGGAAGGCAUGAGGUCCCUCGUCACGCUGCAUCUGAAGGCUUGAAUCUGGUGGCCCCAGUGCCCGGCUACCACCCCUUGGCACAGCAGGGAGCUGAGUUGGGGCGCCUGGCUCUUUCUCAGGGGAUGCCACCCCAGGCUGCUGGGGGAGGCCACACACAGGCCCCGAGUCCGGGCGGGGGCUCCGUGUCACCUGACGGGGACAGUGAGUGACAGCCACAGUGCUGCUUCCUGUCCUCAAGGGGACUAGGGCCCAGGGCUGGGGAGGGUCGAGUGGCACCGAGCCAUGGUAAGGGCUGGGCCUGCACAGCCUGAGGGGGCUGUUCCUGGGGUCCACCCUCCACACCCAGGACUCGGUCUCCAGCCGGCUGAGUCUCUUCACACCAUCUUCCCAGCGCCUUGGGGGGUGCUUGCCGAAGCCCCGCCAUGCCCCGCCAUACCACCACCCCAGGCUGCAGGCAGACUCACAACUGAGCACAGAACCCCAGCCCUGGGGCUCAUCCGCUUCCUCUGCGCCUGGGCCUCUGGUUGGGUGUCCAUGCUGCAGCGGGUGCCACAACUCGCUUGGUGGGAUGGACUUGGGGGUACUGAGCGCCCACGGUGGGGCCAGGUCUCCCAGAGGCCCAGAGGCUGCGGCCCUGAGUGGGAGUGGGGGCCCAGCACCCCAGCGGCAGGGCACUGUCUACACUCAGGUCUUCCUUGCACUAAUGAGCAGAUGGGCACCAGGGAGGGGCGGGAAAGUAGACUUUCAUCCAGCCCUGGUCACCACCGGGGGUCUUCCAAAAGGUAGGCCGGGGCAGGAAGGACAGGAAGGGACCCUCAAACCCACAUUUCUUUCUCAUCUACUACUUUCUAUGUAGCUCAGGCUGGCCUUGAACUUAUGUAGCCCUAGCUGGCCUUGAACUCAUGGCUACCCUCCUGCCUCAGCCUCCUGGGGACAGGUGUGUGGCCUGCAUCCGAUGGGUCUGAACAAACACUUCACAGCCCAGGAUCUGCCCCUGCAUGCCCCUGCCUGGCCCUGGCGCCCUUUACCCCGUCCCCCUUUCGUGCUCCCUCCUGCCUUGCUAAAGGUGAUGGGGCGGAGGGACCCCAGAGGGGCCGGUGGUCCUGCCAGGGAUGCCCGCUUAGGCUGGACCCUCGGCCUCCUUCCUGUGCUGGGGCCCAGGCCCAGGCUUCCCCACCAGGCCUGGUCCCUCUGCUGUCCCCACACCUGGUGCGGCCUGGACACUCCCUACACUCCCUCCUUCAGCAAUAACAACCGUCCCCAGCUGCGGAGAUUACUGUGAAACUGCACCGUGUACUCUCAGAGGCACGAGACUCGAAGACGAUGUACAGUGAGCCUUUUUUAAAGAUUUCAAGUGAAGACACAAAUAACAAAAGAAAUAAAAUUAAUUUUAAAGUA
This is a messenger RNA of Cavia porcellus (domestic guinea pig), 4162 nucleotides long. RefSeq names its product family with sequence similarity 78 member A (gene Fam78a). Lineage: Eukaryota; Metazoa; Chordata; Mammalia; Rodentia; Caviidae. The record is from RefSeq and is a predicted model, not a curated record. Bases 1044 to 1895 code for a protein of 283 amino acids. The transcript has 3 exons.